AUGGCACCCGAUCACACCAUGCGAGCAGUCGUAUACGACAAACCUUUCCAUGUUACCGUACGCGAGGUACCCAAACCAAAGAUUGUGCAUCCGGACGAUGUCAUCGUCAAAGUCACCACUACGUGUAUCUGCGGCAGCGAUUUACACAUGUAUGAAGGUCGUACCGCUGCCGAACCUGGGAUUGUGUUUGGCCAUGAGAACAUGGGAAUUAUCGACGAAGUAGGAAGUGGCGUUACAAUUCUCAAGAAAGGCGACCGAGUAGUCAUGCCCUUCAACGUCGCGUGUGGUCGAUGUCUCAACUGUGAAGAAGGUAGAUCGGCGUUUUGUACGGUUGUCAACCCGGGAUUCGAGGGUAAGCAUAUUCACCUUUGGCUGGAGGUACUUACACCAAAUACGCAAAACCAUAGUGCUUACGGAUAUGUCGCAAUGGGACCGUAUCCAGGCGGUCAAGCGGAAUACGUCCGAGUCCCAUUCGCAGACUACAACGCUCUCAAGCUUCCCCCCGGAACAGACCAUGAAGACGAUUUUGCUCUGUUGGCUGAUAUAUUCCCAACUGGAUGGCAUGGAGUUCAGCUUUCCGGAUUCCGCCCCGGCGAAUCCAUAGCCAUCUUCGGCGCCGGUCCUGUAGGCCUCAUGGCUGCAUACUCUGCCGUGCUACGUGGUGCUUCUGAGGUCUAUGUUAUCGAUCGUGUUCCCGAACGGCUUGCGAAAGCAAAGGAAAUCGGUUGUGUCCCAGUUGACUUUAGUAAAGGCGACCCAGUUGACGAGGUUUUGAAGAUUCGUGGAGGGAAAGAAGUAGACAGAGGAGUCGAUGCAGUAGGCUACCAAGCCACCCAAAGCGAUGGAAAGACUGAACAACCGAACAUCGUCCUUGAAUCACUUAUUCGGAUUGUGAGACCCACGGGUGGACUUGGAAUUCCAGGGCUUUACGUACCUUCUGACCCUGGUGCGCCGGAUAGUCAUUCUGCCAAAGGAUACAUCUCAUUCCCAUUUGGUAAACUAUUCGAGAAAGGUCUCACCCUCGGUACCGGUCAAUGUAACGUUAAAGCCUACAACCGGUACUUGAGGGAUUUGAUCGUGGCGGGCAAAGCGAAACCUUCAUUUGUGGUGUCGCAUAAUUUGAGUUUGGAUCAGGCGACGGAGGCGUAUGAUAAGUUUGAUCGGAGGAUUGAAGGGUAUACGAAGGUUUUGUUGCACCCUUGA
Marasmius oreades (fairy-ring Marasmius) is the source of this 1203-nucleotide messenger RNA. RefSeq lists its product as uncharacterized. NCBI's taxonomy places the organism in Eukaryota, Fungi, Basidiomycota, Agaricomycetes, Agaricales, Marasmiaceae. Gene Ontology annotation, molecular function: zinc ion binding; oxidoreductase activity. The transcript has 12 exons. Bases 1 to 1203 code for a protein of 400 amino acids. The record is from RefSeq and is a predicted model, not a curated record.